Chara braunii is the source of this 1926-nucleotide messenger RNA. The record is from the annotation of a GenBank genome assembly. Lineage: Eukaryota; Viridiplantae; Streptophyta; Charophyceae; Charales; Characeae.
GCCCGUUCCCCCGACCGGUCGAUUGUCGAAACCGCAUUACAAUGUGCUCAUGGCACAAUUGCGGGAGUAUUUGCACACUGCAGUACCAACUCCGUUGAUGGACGCCGGAGUAGAGGUUGUCGACCUUCAGGAGUACAUCGCGAAGAUCGACCGCGAGUUCAAGGCACAACGGUACGACGACAUUGACGCACCAUUGUUGUAUGUACGCAUUCAGAUCGGAGAGGCGACCUGCGGCGCCUUGAUCGAUUGCGGUGCAACUCGCAACUACAUGAGUCAGGACUUCAUGGUACGUGCCGGCCUUGGCCCACGCGUCAGGAGGAAGUCCCAUCCGACACACGUGACGUUGGCCGAUGGUCACACGCACAAGUCAAUUGACCGGUGCAUUGACAACGUCCCUGUGUAUUUCGCCCCGCAUGCACGCGAGGCCGUGUCCUUCGACAUUCUGGACACUAAGUUCGACAUGAUUUUGGGCAUGUCAUGGCUGCGAAGUGAGGACCACCGGGUGAACUUCUACCGCUGCACCGUUCACGUUCGUGACCGGAAUGGAGUACUAGUCCCAUGCACGGUGCCUCCUCCUCACCCUUCGAUCAGCUGUCACGUGGUGUCCGCCGCAAGUAUUCGAGGUUCCAUCAUCAAGGAUGACAUUGAGGAGAUGGGGGUGUGUUUUCUCCACGCCCUCCCGCCCCAGGACACCCCAUUGACGGACGCAUCAUCGGACCCAUGCAUCACUGAGCUUCUCGCCACUUAUAGUGACGUGUUCGAGGCCCCGCACAGGGUAGUACCGGAUCGGCCCAUCCACCACAAGAUCAUCCUCGAGGACGGGGCUGUACCUCCGCGUGGUUGCAUCUACCGAAUGAGCGAGGAAGAGUUAAGUGUGCUACGGGCACAACUCGACGACCUUCUGGAGAAAGGCUGGAUUCGRCCUAGCUCUUCGCCAUACGGUGCGCCUGUUCUCUUCGUCCGGAAGAAGAACAAGGAUUUGCGGUUGUGCAUCGACUAUCGUAAGCUCAACGCGCAGACGGUCAAGAACGCCAGCCCUCUCCCACGCAUCGACGAUCUGCUGGAGCGACUGGGCAGCGCCAAGUUCUUCUCCAAGUUGGACCUCAAGUCGGGUUAUCACCAACUUGAGAUUCGCCCGGAGGACCGAUACAAGACUGCGUUUAAAACGCGAUAUGGGCAUUUCGAAUGGCUGGUCAUGCCGUUUGGCCUUACGAAUGCCCCAGCCACAUUCCAGGCGGCUAUGACAUUGGAGUUUCGACACAUGCUGGAUCGUUUCGUACUCAUCUACCUCGACGACAUCUUGGUGUACAGUCGGAGUUUGGACGAGCAUGUGGAGCACCUGCGCACCGUGCCAUUCGUAUUCGAUGACGACGCGCGCCAGGCUUUCCAAGCACUCAAGAUGGCCAUGCUCAUGGCACCCGUCCUUAGCAUCUACGACCCCAYUCUGCCUACGAGAGUGACRAYUGACGCUUCCGGUUACGGCAUUGGGGCAGUCUUGGAGCAGCACGACGGCGAGGAUUGGCACMCUGUGGAGUAUUUCAGCCACAAAGUGCCUCCCAUCAAUUCUCUGGAUGAUGCAAGGAAGAAGGAGCUGCUUGCGUUCGUCAUGGCUCUCAAGCGAUGGCAGCACUUCCUUCUUGGACGUCGUAGGUUCACAUGGGUCACGGACAAUAACCCAUUGACCUACUACAAGACGCAGGACACGGUGAGCAGCACGAUUGGACGGUGGAUGUACUUCAUCGACCAGUUCGACUUCACACCGAAACACGUUGACGGCCUCUCCAAUUGCGCAGCAGAUGCACUUUCACGACGACCUGAUCUUUGCGCUAUGACGCAUCACGCCUUCUACCAACCACGGCACUCUAAGCACCUACCCACCGAUAUAGGUGCUUGAAGUGGUUCGGUCGGUAUAGGUGCUUGGAGAAG